Molecule: messenger RNA, 3538 nt
Organism: Anopheles nili
Lineage: Eukaryota; Metazoa; Arthropoda; Insecta; Diptera; Culicidae
Gene: Sec8
Product: exocyst complex component 4
Biological process (GO): exocytosis; Golgi to plasma membrane transport; chemical synaptic transmission
Cellular component (GO): synapse; growth cone membrane; exocyst
Source: RefSeq, a predicted model, not a curated record
AUGGAUUCACCGCCAGCGAAACCUCCGCGGGGUGUUAAAUAUACCAAAGAAACGAGCGGCUGUGGGCUGCUGGUUUCCGUGAUCAAAACCCUCGAUGCUAGUGAAACGAACGAACAGCGCGAACGGGAAAAGCUAAAGAUCGAACGAGAGUUCCGUAAAACUGAUCAACGCUUGAACGAACUCGUUUCGCGCAGCGAUGGCGACCUUACGCGUGUCAUGCAGCUCUUCGGCAAGGUGUCGACCGAGGUUACGGCCUCCCGGGAACGGAUCCACGUCGUGAAAGAAAAUCUGCAAUCAUGCAAGCAGCUGCUGCGAUGCCGGCGCGACGAGCUGAAGAAACUCUACACCGAUGCCAUCCAGCACAAGUACGUGCUCGAAAUGCUGGAUCAUAUCACCGAGAUUCGUAAGGUUCCAGUACAGCUGAGCGCUUACAUGGCGAAGAAGCAUUACCUACACGCCACCAAGCUGUUAAUGGCAUCAAUCGAAACGACGGACGGCAAACUGAGGGGCGUUGAAGGGUUGAACGAUCUACGGCAGGACUUCCAGAACCGUCGCCAACAACUGUACGCCAAGCUGCUAGAGGAACUGAAUAAACAUCUGUACGUGUCGAGCACGGUUGACGUGCUGCAGAGCUUCCAGCGACAAUCAUCCGGUCGAAACAGCCAGUACGCAAAUGGGACAUCGCCGUUUCAGAGAAACGUACUGCGCCGCUCCGCCGAACGGGUGGAGGCAAACACGAAAGCUCGCAAGGCGUUGUUUGAGAUCUCCAAAAAUGGAUUCCUGGAUGCGGAUAAGAGCGAAAUCAUCGAGGACACGGAGCUGCUCGAUCCGGAUGUCAAUUCGUCAUAUUUUUUGAGUAUAAUUGUUGAAUGCUUUGCAUUAUUACAAAAAGUGCCUGAAUCGAUUGAGUCAAUAAAAGUACAAAUGCAAAGCGAACUACUGGCGAUCGUCACAAAAUCUACUCACGAUUGGCUCAGAUCCGGCGCAACCCACCCAGCCGGUCCGAUUCUCGAACUGCUCGAGCUAGUCUUUAAGCAGUUCAAGCUGAUCGCCAACGCGCAUCAACAGACGCUAAGAAACUACGGCAACGUCAUACAGCGUUACAACAUUCCGCAAGUGAAGCCUUACGACAUCAUCGAGUACUGGGGCCAGGCGCAAGCCGUCCUAAAACUCGUCCUAACCGACUAUCUCGAUAUCCAGAACGACAGCGGGGACGAGGCACUACUAUUGCGUGGUCAAUUUACGGAGCAAUCCACCAACGUUAACGCGUUCUUCAGCCGUCGGAAAACCCCUGGCAAGAAGCUGCUGUUUCGCUUCGACAAAUCUUCGCACACGGCCGACGCUGGCGGAUCGCUGGGGUCUGACGCCGAAGCAAACCAGUCGAAAGAACACCGACGCAAUCUGUCGAACGUGUCAAACAGUACGCCAAAGGAGGACGUGCUGCUGAAUAGCUCAGCGGUCAAUGGCACGGCUGCGUCGGCGGCAGAGCGCAGGAAGCGAGAACGUGCGCUGGUUUGUCCAGCCGAUGCGUCGUUGGUGCGAAAGAUAUAUCUUCCGCUGAUGGGCUACAUUCAGGAGAUAGAGAGUUUCAUGAAGUGCAAAUCGGGGCAGCCGUGCAGUUUAAAUAGCUUCCUGGCGAACUACGUAAAGGACGCUUAUCUGGCUCGUGGCCACAACCGGAAUCUGCAGUUAACGAUCGAGUCACUUUCGAAAGCGCAGGAUGCGUGGCGAACCAUCAUCAGCCCGGAGGAGAUGAAACGUUUGGGAUUAUCGCGACCUCUGCUUCAAAACACUCUCAUCGUCGAGAAUCGAAUUGCUGAAACCAAGAGGCUUAUUCAAGAUCUUCCCACCUACUCCGACGAACUGCUGAAAAUGGUCUGUUCGCUGCUGAAAACGUACCGCGAGACGUGCCAGGCUGCCUACCGGGGCAUCGUGCAACCGGAAACGGAAGACAAGCGAAUCUACAGCGUCGCCUGGCUUAAGGACGACGAUAUAACGCGAUUCUUGAAAUCGCUACCGAACUGGACAGAUCUGAAGCUAUCGAACGCGCGAUUGCGACAGUUGCAGCAAAAGCGCAUGAUCAAAACGGAACCCUCGGAGGAGGAAAGCCCAGCGCAAGUGCAGCAACGCAACGUCCGCGAGGCGGAAAUGCUGACGAGCAAUCUGGGUGAGGGUGGCAUCUCCCAGCAGGAGAUACUGUCCGACGUUGGCGUGCUGAAGGAGCUGGCCAUACUGCAGGAAAGCAUGGAGUGGUUCGCUAAUCGCAUUACCGAGUUCGCUCAGGAUCUCAAAAAGCCGAUCGUUAACGGGAUGGUAGCGGCCUCUCCGGUGUCCACGCCCGGAUCUCCCCUGCCAGCCGGAACGGCCACUAUCGUCAACAGUCCGGUGAUCGUGAAGGACGGCAUGAUUAAGGUGUUGAUCAAUCUGGCACUCGAGUUCGAAGAGCUGGCCAAUACCUGCCUGUUGGUGUUGCAUCUCGAGGUGAGAGUGCAGUGUUUCCACUAUCUCCGCUCGAGCCCAUCCGAUCGGUACAAGGCGAACAAUCCGAACAAAAAUGAUUCGCUCGAACCAGACGCCAAGGUGCUGAAGCUAACGAAGGUGCUAUCGGAUAUGGAUGAGGCGCUUAGCUCCACGCUGCAUCCAAGGAAAACUAAGUACGUCUUCGAGGGUCUUGCCCAUUUGGCCGCACGUAUUCUCAUCAUGGCCGCAAACUCUAUGGAGUACAUCGACCACUCGGGCGUCCAGCGGAUGUGUCGGAAUGCGUUGGCGUUGCAGCAAACGCUGAGCAGCAUAACGGCGUCGCGUGAGAUUGCUCUCGAUUACGCACGAUCAUUCUACGAAAUGUUUUAUCUAGAUCCUGAGGAAAUUCUCACCGCAAUCGUGGAGCGAGGCGCCCAGUUUACGGAGAUGCAAUAUCUAAACGCGCUGCAGCUGAUCUUUCGAAAUCGAGGCAUCGUCGAUCCGGCAGUCGUUGGCACUUAUCAGCAAAAGCUCUCGGAUCUGCUCGGUACGAAACCUCCACUCGGGGUGACCGUUUAACAGACAGCGGUGAUUGAGCGGAACAUAUUUGUACUCUAGCAAUAACUGCCGUGAUGAGUGAUGUACAGACGAUCGUUAUUUAGCGUACCAAGAGUGUGAAGCAGCGACCUGUUGAUAGGACGAGGUGGAAUAAAAAGUUGCAAUGCUGCUUGCUUGGCUCCGGUUGUUAUAUGCCUUCAGAUGGCGAGCGGCUUGUUUUAUCUGCUCUUGCUACAUCCAAGUUGAGGUGAAUCGCGACGAUAGGUUAAACGAGCAACAAUAACUACUAACGAAAUCUACUACUCUCAACUAAUGGUAGCGUUGGCUGUAGGCAAUGUGCGUUAUUUCGUGAACUGUUCGUGGUUCCUUUCUAAUAGAAUCGUUCCUUAGUGCCCGCUUUACAAAACUCCUACCAUAUGAAUACAUGCAGAAACCCGUGGAUGAUUUACUGUGAUGGACGAAGAACCUAUUCCAUUGAACUGUACGCUCUCAAUAAAUCCCAUUUCGUUUCGAGAUGCAU